AAAAACGUCUCUUUCCAUGGCGAUUACGAAGGCGAUUGGUUUCAAGUUUUGAAUGAUCGAUUCUGACGGAUUUGGGGGGCGAGGAGUGGAUCUCCUUCGAUCUCUGCUAGUUAAUGAUGAUAGGAAUCAGAUCGGAAGUCUGAUUUUUUCUGGGCAAAGUUUGAUUCUGUUGGUUGCAGAUUUUGGGAUUCUUGGGAUUUUCAUUGGGUUCCCUGAUUUUUAUGAUUCGGCCGGGUCGAUUUCGUAUACCCAUAUAAGGGGGUUUGGAAAUGUCGAGAUUGUGGUCUUGAUGGUGGUAUCCGAUGGGGAUUUCUGGAAGAUACCGACACUUACAUUCAGGGGUUCGGAGGUUCUGCAUUUAAGUCUCAAUAUCUUUGUUUGGUGUGGUUGGAGUUGGAGUGGAUUCUCUUCUCUGGAUUUGGGCAGGAUUUGUUCUUUAUUGCUAGGUUCGGGUUUUAAUAAGAGAAAUCUUGUCUUCCGUGGUGUUAGUUUCGCGAUUUCGACGGAUCCGGAGUGUGAGGGAAUUCUGUCCUUCGAUUACAACGGGUUUGUGUAUUGGUUUUUGUGGUUUACUUCCGGGGAUUUAUAUCUGAUUCGGUUGGGGAUUAUGCUUGAGAUUUCCUUAGUCUGGUUUGGAAGGUGGAUUUCGUUGAUAUUUCCUCAUGAUAAUUUCCAGGAUUCUUCGGUGGCUUUGAUGGUACGAUUGGGGAUGAUCUGGAUAGUAAUUGGAGUAUAUAUGAUACGAUUUGUUCUGAUCUUGGGCGAAGGGGUUGGUGUUGAGGUAUAUAAACGAAGGCUUGCGGUUUGUUUAUGCAUCAUCCCUCUCUGUUUUUGUUGUUCGCUCCUUCUUGCUUUUGUUUUCAUCUUCAUUUUUUUCUGGGUUUUUCUUGCGGGUGGCUCUUGUUCCCUCUCUUUUGUGCGAGUUAUGGCUCAAUUGGUUUUCAGCAAGAAGAAUGCAACUUUGGUUCGUACUGUCACUGUGUCCAUCUCCAAUUCGGUCUUGGCUCAGAGAAUUCAGCAGUUCUCGAUGACCCUUAUUGGCAGGCUUAUGAAUCCGGUGUGUCAGAAUAUGGAGUCCUUGAUAGCUAAUUUUCCAAAAAUCUGGAAGUUAGAAGAGAGGGUGGUUGGUGCUGACUUGGGUCAGGGUGUUUUUCAAUUUAAUUUUGAGGAAGAAGAAGAUAUUUUGCCAGUUUUGCAGAAUGGUCCAUACCAUUUUGAUGGCUGGAUGGUCUCACUGGUUAGAUGGGAGCCAGUCAUCUCCUCCUCCUACCCUUCAGCUAUCAACUUCUGGGUUAAAGUGCCAGGGAUUCCAAUGCAUUUGUGGGAGGUGGCUACUCUUGAAGCUAUUGGUAAGAAGCUUGGGAGGAUUCAAGAGGUUGAUGAGGAAACAGGUAGUCUAUGUGUGUCAGUCAAUGGGUUUAAUCCACUGAUCUUCAGGAUGGUGGUGCCUUUUGCAACUGGGGAUGAGAUUGUGGUUUCAUUGGAGUAUGAGAAAUUGAAUGGGGUUUGUGAACAUUGUUCCCGGAUCACCCAUGACUCCAAGGUUUGUCCAGAGGUUAAGGUGGCUUCUGUCCAAGGUGCGGAUUUGCAGAGGGAUAGUCGAGGUAGUCAAAGGCAAUUUCAAGUUGUGAAGCAAGAACAGCAUCAGAAUGCUGGGGGUUGGGAAAAGCCUAGAAAGCAUGCUAAGAGGGCCCUGGAUUUUCAGUCUACGGAUUCUAGUGAAUAUGGAUAUUUCCCUCAGCAACGUUUUGGUGGUCAGAGUUCUAACGGUAACGGUUCUCACCGAUCUCGUCAACAAGAGCGGCUACAGGGUCAGGCUUGGGGUCAGAAGAGGAGCUUUGGAGAGGUUACUGCUCGUGAUGAAGGUUACCGUCGCGGUACACAAUCAGGGAAUGGGGAAGGUUCGGGUAAGGCCCCUGGUUUUGUUUUAAACCGAAAGAGUGCUGGCCCGGCUUGGCCUAAACCUCUCUUUAAGGUCAAACAGGCGGCUGUUGUGGAGCAUGGUUCGUUGCGGAUUGAUAAUAAUGUGGGCGAUUCCAGCCCUAGUGAUCCAUCAGCGGUCAAGGAGGUUGAGGGAAAUGCUGUUAAGGGUGAUGAGGGGGCUUCUUUAGCUAUGGAUUUUGAGGUCGACAAUGAUGACUUGCUUGAGGAUGGUGAAUUUGACGAUAUGGGUAAGUCUGAUCAUAUCGUUGUCCAGGAGGGGACUGUUUCUCCAAAUCAGGGUGUGGGGGGUCUUACGGAUCAAGGGUCUGAGGCUCAAGUGGAUCAAGUAACUGAUUCCCAGGGUGAUUAUGACUGUAAGCCACAAGGUGAAGGGAAUAAACAGAAGCUGGUGGGGGAAACUGGGUAAUAAUACAAUGGGCGCUAAACCUUCGGAUGGGGGGCGUUAAGGAAAGAAAGGGAUGGGGGCUCUCCCGAAACCGCCGGCUAGAACGUGAAGAUUCUGAGUUGGAACUGUCAGGGCAUAGGGGUGGAUCUGACAGAAGGAUAUUUGGGAGAUUUGUGGAAGCAGCAUCGGCCAGACAUCUUAUUUUUAUCAGAAACUAAAAAGUGUUUUUCUUAUUUACAAAAAUUUCAAAAAAAGUUUGGUUAUAAUAAUUUGUAUACUGUUGAUCCCCAUGGUUCUAGUGGUGGGUUAGCUUUAUUUUUCAUGGAUGAAAUAAAACUUUCUAUUUUAUAUGA
Molecule: messenger RNA, 2682 nt
Organism: Camelina sativa (false flax)
Lineage: Eukaryota; Viridiplantae; Streptophyta; Magnoliopsida; Brassicales; Brassicaceae
Source: RefSeq, a predicted model, not a curated record